Molecule: messenger RNA, 1317 nt
Organism: Diutina rugosa
Lineage: Eukaryota; Fungi; Ascomycota; Pichiomycetes; Serinales; Debaryomycetaceae
Gene: HRT2
Product: putative methyltransferase
Exons: 1
Coding region: 1-1317 (438 amino acids)
Biological process (GO): DNA damage response
Cellular component (GO): cytoplasm; nucleus
Molecular function (GO): phosphatase activity
Source: RefSeq, a predicted model, not a curated record
AUGACCGCCGUCCCCGACUACUACUACAACGACGACCCCAAGUCGUUUGGCUACUCGACCGCCCGCUCGAGAUGGCCCAAGAUCCUCACCCAGGCGAUUGCCGACGCCGAGAGUGUCGUCGGUGCUCCCGUCCGCGCCGCGUACAUCGCCGGGCUCGAGCUGAUUUUGGACCAGAUCAACGCCGACGCCACCGUGGCGCCGUUCACCGACGCCGACGUCGCCGCCAACCCCCUGCUCGCCACCUACAACCACUCGCUUGCCAGCCUCAACCGCCAGCGGCAAUUGACGUGGCAGACGGGGCCGUGGCUCUACCUCGAGUGCCACUUGUACGCGAUGAUCGAGGCGCUUAACCUCCGGUUACACGCCAACGUCGACAUCUUUAGCCGCCUUAAAGACUCGACGUUCAGACAGCUGGCCGCGGGGGUGGCCGAGCUCGCCAAACACGUCAACCACCUCGACACCGCCCCGCUCGACGACGACGCCCUUGCCCUCGUGUUCCGCGAGUUCAUCGACAUCUCGCUUUGGGGUAACGCCACCGACUUGUCGCUUUUGGCCGGGGGCACCACCAUCGACGAGAUCAAGCUGCUCCAAGGGAAACAGGUGCGGAAACAGAACGAGCAGAACAUCUUGGUCAACGACAUCGACGCCGUGUGGCGCCAGGUGCGGCUGAAGCCCCCAGGGAGAAUCGACAUCGUCCUCGACAACUCCGGGUUCGAGUUGUUGGCCGACUUGUGUCUCAGCGUGUGCUUAUUGUCCACCAACAUCGCCACCGAGGUCCACCUCCACUGUAAAGAGAUCCCGUGGUUUGUGUCGGACACCAUGCCCAAGGACGUCGACCUGUUGUUGCACCAGUUGGGCGACGCCGACUUCUUCCCCCCCGACCCCGAGUUGACCACCUUGCAGCACACCCUCCGCCAGUACCUUGAUCGGGGUCAGCUUAAAGUCGACCACCACCCGUUCUGGACCCUCGACUUGAGCUUCUGGCACCUCCCCGAGGCCAACGACUUGUACGAGGACUUGCUCGAGUCGAACUUGAUUAUCUUCAAGGGCGACUUAAACUAUCGCAAAUUGACGGGUGACCGCCACUGGGACCCGACGACACCGUUCACCACCGCCAUCCAGCAGUUGGCGUCGUCGAAGCUCCCCGUCGUCGCCCUCCGCACCUGCAAAGCCGACGUGGUGGUGGGGUUGGCCCCCGGCCAGUGGCAAGAGAUCGCCAACAAGUACACCGCCAUGGGCCACGACGGCCACUUCUGGGUGGCGCUGGGCAAGUGGGCCGUGAUCGAGUUCAGCCCCGGCGACGCCAAUAAGGUAUAG